Messenger RNA from Phaedon cochleariae (mustard beetle), 1505 nucleotides. The record is from the annotation of a GenBank genome assembly. Lineage: Eukaryota; Metazoa; Arthropoda; Insecta; Coleoptera; Chrysomelidae.
GUCAAAGUUAUUAUUGUUUCUUGUUACCAUAUGUUUUUAGUGUGGGAAAUCUAAUCGACUUUAGAUUUCAAAUAAUUCAAAAUGAGUACUGUAGAAGAACUUGAAGCAAUUGUGGCAAAACUAGAAAGCAAACUAUCAGCUCUGACUCAAAAAAAUGUCCCCAGGGGAAAGAUCCAACAAAUGUCGUCAGAAGUUGUUGAUUCCAACCCCUACAGUCGGUUGAUGGCUUUGAAGCGUAUGGGAAUAGUUAAUAAUUAUGAGAGAAUAAGAGACUACACAGUAGCUGUAGUAGGAGUUGGUGGAGUUGGAAGUGUCACUGCAGAGAUGUUGACAAGAUGUGGUAUAGGAAGGCUGAUCUUAUUCGAUUAUGACAAGGUAGAACUUGCCAAUAUGAACAGAUUAUUUUUCCAACCACACCAGUCAGGUUUGAGCAAAGUAGAGGCUGCUGCUGAGACUCUAAGAAACAUUAAUCCUGAUGUUGAUAUCCUAACUUUCAAUUAUAACAUAACAACUGUUGAAAAUUUCGAUAAUUUCACCAAUGUUCUGAACACAAGCAGUAUUACAAAUGGACCAGUGGAUUUGGUACUGAGUUGUGUAGACAAUUUUGAAGCAAGAUUUGCUAUAAAUACUGCCUGCAAUGAAUUUAAUUUGACAUGGUUUGAAUCAGGUGUAUCAGAAAAUGCUGUUUCUGGACACAUUCAGUUCAUUGUUCCUGGAGAAACUGCAUGUUUUGCAUGUGCACCACCAUUGAUUGUUGCAUCUAAUAUAGAUGAAAAAACACUGAAACGUGAUGGAGUUUGUGCAGCUAGUCUUCCAACAACAAUGGGCAUUGUUGCAGGUUUUCUUGUUCAAAACACCUUGAAAUAUCUUCUUCAGUUUGGUCAAGUCACUCACUAUUUAGGCUACAGUGCACUGACUGAUUUUUUCCCCACUAUGGGUUUGAAACCAAACCCCAAUUGUGAAGACUCUCAUUGUAGACUGAGGCAGAAAGAAUUUGUUGCAAAGCCUAAAACUGAAAUGGCUGUGGAAGCUAAAGAAGAAGAAAAGCCAAUUCAUGAAGAUAAUGAAUGGGGAAUUAGUCUUGUGAAUGAAAGUGUGGAGGAAAAGGAACAAGUAAAUGUUAGUGAAGGUGUUCAAUUAGCCUACACACUCCCAAGUCAAAGUAGUAUUGCAGAAUGUGAAGAGGCAACUGUUUCAGAUGAUGUUAGUUUGGAUGAACUCAUGGCUCAAAUGAAAUCUAUAUAACAAUAGGGUUUUGUACCAUGACAAGAAACUCAAUAAAACUUAAUGGUAAUUUGCAAAUGGAAUGCUUCAUUGAAUUUUUCAGUUACAAAUUUGUAUGUUUUUUUACCUUUUGAUAGUUUUGAUUAUAUUUUUGAAAUUAUUUAUUGUUACUGUUCAUCAAAAAGAAAUGUUUUAUAUGCUUUUGAGUGUUAUUUAUAUUCACAAUAUUUAGUGAAUUUCAUUUAAUUGAACUGAAAACUUAAAUAGAAAAUUAUGGAGAU